Molecule: messenger RNA, 3112 nt
Organism: Pipistrellus kuhlii (Kuhl's pipistrelle)
Lineage: Eukaryota; Metazoa; Chordata; Mammalia; Chiroptera; Vespertilionidae
Gene: GABRE
Product: gamma-aminobutyric acid type A receptor subunit epsilon
Exons: 9
Coding region: 74-1564 (496 amino acids)
Biological process (GO): monoatomic ion transmembrane transport; nervous system process; regulation of postsynaptic membrane potential
Cellular component (GO): postsynapse; neuron projection; dendrite membrane
Molecular function (GO): GABA-gated chloride ion channel activity; inhibitory extracellular ligand-gated monoatomic ion channel activity; transmitter-gated monoatomic ion channel activity involved in regulation of postsynaptic membrane potential
Source: RefSeq, a predicted model, not a curated record
GAGGAGAGACCUUGGUGCGGCAAGACCGUGCGCAGCGACCACCGCACAGGUGGUUGCUCCGGUCUCUGGCAAGAUGUUGAUCAAAGUGCUCCUGAUCUUCCUGAGCACCCCCAUACUCCUGCCAUCUAGGAUUGAAGGAACUCAUGUUGAAUCAGAGGUGGAACCAUGUACUUACCUUAAUAAUGUCUAUGGCCCCAAGUCCCAGGCUCGCCAAAAGAAAUUUCCCUCUAAAAAAAUAAAGGCCACUCCUAUUGAUACCCAAGAUGACCUUGGAAAAAUGGCAGAAGCCACUCAAAUCCUGGACAGUAUCCUGAAGAAUUCUGAUUCCAAACUGCGCCCCGGCAUAGGUGAGAAACCCACUGAGAUUACUGUUGAGCUCUUUGUCAACAACUUUGGUCCUAUCUCUAUCACAGACACGAAGUACUCCAUUGACAUCACCUUACAACAGACCUGGUAUGAUGAACGCCUUCGGUACAAUGCCAGCUUUGAGAGCUUUGUUCUGCAUGGCAACAUGACAAAAAAUUUAUGGAUCCCAGACAUCGUUUUUAAGAAUUCUAUGAAUAUCGAUGAACAUUCGAUCACUACGCACAGCAGGGUGACCCGCAUCUACAAGGAUGGCAAAGUGUUGUUCAUAGAUAGGAUGAUCAUUGAUGCUGGAUGUUCAUUCCACAUGUUCAAAUAUCCACUGGAUUCUCACUCUUGCCCUCUGUCUUUUUCUAGCUUUUCCUAUCCUAAGAAUGAGAUAACGUACAAAUGGAAAGAUUUCAAGCUUGACAUCAAUGAGAGUAAUUCCUGGAAGCUCUUACAGUUUGAUUUUACAGGAGUGAGCAAUAAGACUGAAACUAUCUCAAUGAUGGACGGUGAUUUCACUGUCUUCACGCUUGUCUUUAAUGUAACCAGGCGAUUUGGCUUUAGUACUAUUCAAAACUAUAUCCCUUCUUUUAUGACCACGAUCAUGUCCUGGAUUUCCUUUUGGAUCAAGAAAGAAUCUGUUCCAGCCAGGACCUCUAUAGGCCUCACCUCUGUACUAUCCAUAACCACAUUGGGUUCCUAUACCAAGAAGGAUUUCCCGCGUGAAUCCUAUUUGACAGCCUUGGAUGUCUACACUGCUAUUUGCUUCCUCUUUUGCUUAUGUGCUCUGGUGGAGUAUGCGGUGCUUAAGUUCCUGAUCCACAACCACAUGAGACCCAGUGCUUCUCCGAGACUUCGCUAUCCUCCUACCCGUACCCAUGACCUUACCCCACCCCGCAUCCAAGCCCAACAACAACAGCAGGAAGGUAUUUUUGUAUUGGACAUCGAGGGAACUGGUCCGGAGAAUGAUGAAGAGGAUGGCCCAUCUUCCCCACCUCAACAGCCCAUCAACCCGAAUCUCACCCAGCGCCAUCGCAACUGCUGCAGGCUCUGCAAGUACCUGUGCGUGGUCAGCAGUCGUGAUGGCAGUUUUUGGCAUCAGGGACGCCUUUUCAUCCACAUUUACCAACUGGAUAACUACUCACGAGUUAUUUUCCCAGUGACCUUCUUCAUUGUCAAUGUGCUCUACUGGGUUAUUUGCUUUAACCUGUAGGUACCAGCUGGUACCCUAUGGGGUAACCCCACAAGUUCCCCUGGAGGUCCCUCAUGCCUUGCCAAGGGAAUUGGGGGAAAGCAGCAGCAGGAGCAAUUAGAACACGUCUUUCCUCUCUCCCCCCCCCCCCCCUUCCAACCCAUUCACUAAAUCUCCAUGGCAGCCCUUUUAGAGUAAAAUGGCUCAUCUCUCUAUUCCUUAAGGGGAAUAGAGAUGUUGAUGUUCAACCUUAAAAAUUAUAGGUUGUCAGUGACCAGCUCCCAAUGUCAUGCCCAAGUAUAAGCAGAUUAGCUAUCUCCCAACAGUGUUGACGAACACUACUUUUUUCAAGAAUUCUAAUUCUGGCUUUGUGGUGCUCCAGGCCCAGAUCUGGCCUCAGCCUCAAAGUGCACAGACCACCUGCUUGCCUGUUUCUGACACUUUCUUAAGAUGCUGGGCAGCAGUGUAAUAAGGUGUGUGUGUAUUUCCCAUCCUUAGGUGAGAUUAUUAUAUUAUUGGUUCUAUUUCCCUGCCCACCCUUUCCCUGCAGAUAGACAGAAAUUGACAUUAUCCCUUUAAAAGGAGAGCCAACACUUGAACUUCUUUAGGACAGUAUCCCCCAUCUGCUGCUGUGAUGCCUUCCGCUCCCUCCCCAACCCCUGCCUCUGUCAUUCAUCUGCACUACCAAUUCAAUGCCUUUCAUACAGUGGGUUUAUAUUUUUGUGUGAUAAUAGUAAUAACCCCCUGCUUUAUAUGCUUCCUUCUCCUUCCUCCUUCACCGCUGUGACUCUUAAUGUAACUACCCCAGUGACUUUCCCAGCCCUGACCCAGGUGCUAGGCCAUGGUGACUUCCUAGGGCCAAGAAAUGAAGGGAACUCUGCUUUGCAGUGGGCAUUGUUUGCAUUGAUUGGUGCCCUCUAAGGCACAGCAUAGACGUUCUGCCACUUCCUUGGCCCCUGGAUCCAUGAGCCAGUCCACUCUUAUCGCUGGGGCAUGCUUACAAUCACAAUCAAUUGAAUUCCCUUAAAUUUAUACAGAACUUUACCUUUUGCAAAAAAAACACAAAAAACCACUUUUGAAAAAUUAUUCUAUGAUAGCCUUAUUAUAGCCCUAUGAAAGAUUCGGGGCAGGAUUCUUAUCCCCAUUUUGCAGAUGAGAACCCUGAGGCACAGAUUUCUAUGGGACUGUGGAUCUCACUGGAAACUACCCAGGAGCCCACUGUCAGUUUCUAGACUACAUGACAGGGCUAGGCAUCUGUGUUCACCAUGAUUCAAUUCUAUAGCCUCUGCUGGCACCCCAGUGGCAGGGCCCAGAGUAGCAGCUUCUCUUCAGCUUUGGUCUGCUCAAUUCCUGGGCCUCAGGUGCUCAGACUGCCCUCAAGAUCCAACCUCUCCUGGCUCUGAAAACCCAGUGAGGUCAAAUUUGGACAUGCCCCAAUGCUUGUAUAUGCUCAGUGAAAUCUGUGUCUGUAUUUUAUUGGGGGUGGGAUAGGGAAGGGGUUCCAUCUGCUUUUUGUCACCAUCACCUGUAAAGGGGAAAUAUAUCAAUAAAUAUAUCAGCAAAGCAUAC